UUGACUCCAUUUCAAAACGGCCCGUUUACCAGUUUUGCAGGCCUCCAAGUACAAUCCUCCAAUCAAAUCAAUCUAUGCAGAGGCUCUACCAUUGACAAGAAUUCUAACACACACAAUGACUUGUCUCGACGAUUGAAUCGUGCUCCGUAGCUCUCUUGUUUGUUUAAGUGCUGUCAGCAUGUAUCACGCCAAGAAAUUCUCGACGGCGAGCUUAGUCCCGCAUAAACCUCAGACUUCUGAACAGCUUGCAAGUGAUUCUUCAGUGAAAAACCCGACCCCUUGCGCUUCGGCUUCGGCUUCUGCUUCUGCUUCUGCCGGAAAUGGAAAACAACGACUGCGCUGGACCUCCGAUCUCCAUGACCGCUUCGUCGACGCCAUCACACAACUUGGUGGACCAGAUAGGGCAACACCUAAGGGUGUCCUGAGAGUGAUGGGUGUUCCUGGACUAACUAUUUAUCAUGUGAAGAGCCAUUUACAGAAGUAUCGUCUUGCAAAGUACCUGCCAGAGUCUCCAGCUGAUGGUUCUAAAGAUGAGAAGAAGGGUUCUGGAGACAGCCUCUCUUGCUCAGAUUCUUCUCCUGGAGUGCAAAUUAACGAGGCGUUAAGGAUGCAGAUGGAAGUUCAGAAGCGUCUUCAUGAACAACUUGAGGUUCAAAGACAACUACAAAUGAGAAUAGAGGCUCAGGGAAAGUACUUGCAGAAGAUCAUUGAGGAGCAACAGAAACUUGGUGGCGUCCUCAAAGGGUCUGAUGCAUUACCAUCAUCUGAGGAUAAGCAAAAGCUAUCCCAGUUGGAGACACCUGGUGAUGCAUCUACGGGGUUGUCAUCUCCCCGAAAGAAACACAGGAUGGAUGAUGGGUUACCGAGUGAUUGCACCACGUCUGAUCUGCCUCCAAAAGGUGACCAAAAGAAUGAAUUUGUUGGUCAGUGGGAUCGGGACAUGUACCCUAGUGAUGGUGGAUUUGGUUUCAACUUGCAAACAGAGUUGAAAGAGGCAGAAGGUGGUGGUGCUACACAGAAAGGGCCUCUGGAGCUACGUCCCUUGUGUGAUUCAGAACAAUAGAAAUUCCAGUUGGUAGUGUUUGACGAAGCUUGUGCCAGCAAUUAUAAACCAUGCUAUGUAUACACGUAUAAAUAUCUGCAAUCCAUUUGUAAUUAUACAAAGUAUGCACUAUUUCUUUUGUCUCCCACUUUUGGUGUAAGUAGUAGCAUGUAUUUUCCAACUCCUCUUAGAUGCUAUGAGACGGAUUUUGCAUGCGCUGUAUACAUCUAAAUGCAUUUACUUGGUUGUAUCCUCUUUUUGGAUCUGAAGUCGAGAUAAUUCUCAUA
This is a messenger RNA of Rosa chinensis, 1329 nucleotides long. RefSeq names its product myb family transcription factor PHL7. The transcript has 7 exons. The record is from RefSeq and is a predicted model, not a curated record. Gene Ontology annotation, molecular function: DNA-binding transcription factor activity; DNA binding. Lineage: Eukaryota; Viridiplantae; Streptophyta; Magnoliopsida; Rosales; Rosaceae. Bases 179 to 1063 code for a protein of 294 amino acids.